This is a messenger RNA of Fraxinus pennsylvanica, 1314 nucleotides long. The record is from the annotation of a GenBank genome assembly. NCBI's taxonomy places the organism in Eukaryota, Viridiplantae, Streptophyta, Magnoliopsida, Lamiales, Oleaceae.
AUGGCGGAUGGUCAUGAAACUGAUAAGAACAUUGAGAUAUGGAAAAUCAAGAAGCUCAUUAAGUCAUUGGAAGCUGCUCGAGGCAAUGGUACCAGUAUGAUUUCCCUUAUCAUGCCUCCACGCGAUCAAAUAUCUCGUGUUGCAAAGAUGCUUGGAGAUGAAUAUGGGACUGCAUCUAACAUCAAAAGCAGAGUGAAUCGUCAAUCUGUUUUAGGUGCAAUUACAUCUGCUCAGCAGAGACUGAAAUUGUACAACAAGGUUCCUCCAAAUGGGCUUGUGUUUUACAUUGGAACCAUUAUAACUGAAGAUGGGAAGGAAAAGAAAGUCACGAUUGACUUCGAACCCUUCAAGCCCAUAAAUGCAUCCCUCUAUCUCUGUGACAACAAGUUCCACACUGAAGCAUUGAAUGAACUUUUAGAAUCUGACGACAAGUUUGGUUUUAUUGUUAUGGAUGGAAAUGGGACCCUAUUUGGGACAUUGAGUGGCAACACAAGGGAGGUUCUUCACAAAUUCUCUGUAGACCUUCCUAAGAAACAUGGAAGAGGAGGGCAGUCGGCUUUGCGGUUUGCACGUCUGCGAAUGGAAAAGCGCCACAACUAUGUGAGGAAGACCGCAGAACUUGCGACUCAGUAUUACAUCAAUCCUGCCACCAGCCAGCCCAAUGUGUCAGGACUCAUACUUGCUGGAUCAGCUGAUUUCAAGACUGAGCUCAGUCAGUCUGAUAUGUUUGAUCCUCGUCUUCAGGCAAAGAUUUUGAAUGUAGUGGAUGUUUCAUAUGGAGGGGAAAAUGGCUUCAACCAGGCAAUUGAACUGUCUUCUGAGAUCUUAUCCAAUGUCAAAUUUAUACAAGAGAAGCGCUUAAUAGGCAAGUACUUUGAAGAGAUCAGCCAGGAUACAGGCAAGUACGUUUUUGGUGUUGAUGACACGUUGAAAGUUCUGGAAAUGGGCGCUGUUGAAACGCUCAUUGUGUGGGAAAAUCUGGAUACAGUUAGGUAUGAGCUAAAGAAUAGCUCUACUGGUGAAACUAUCAUUAAACACUUGAACAAGGAACAGGAGGCUGAUCAGAGUAAUUUCCGGGAUCUGGACACAAAUGCAGAAUUGGAGGUUCAGGAUAAGAAGCCAUUGCUUGAGUGGUUUGCUGAGGAGUACAGACAGUUUGGUUGUACCCUCGAGUUUAUCACCAACAAAUCACAAGAGGGAUCUCAGUUUUGCAGAGGUUUUGGAGGAAUUGGAGGAAUCCUCCGUUACCAGGUGGAUGUUCGAGCUUUUGACGAUCUUUCUGAUGAUGGAGAGGGUUAUGACGAUUCUGAAUAG